This is a messenger RNA of Patiria miniata (bat star), 1214 nucleotides long. RefSeq lists its product as uncharacterized. NCBI's taxonomy places the organism in Eukaryota, Metazoa, Echinodermata, Asteroidea, Valvatida, Asterinidae. The record is from RefSeq and is a predicted model, not a curated record. The transcript has 9 exons. Bases 118 to 1152 code for a protein of 344 amino acids.
AUUUUUUUUAAGCUUAUGUAGGCCGGCAGUGCCCAUGGUUCAGAAUGUUCUAUGCCACAGACAGAGCAACGCACGAUUUGAGGUUUGCAUCAUUGCCACAAAAAGUGGGACACUGCAAUGAUGAAAGCAAGUGACGAGGAUGAUCUGACCAGCCAGAAGGCCGGUAAGGGGGUGAUUCGAGGCGAAUCCUCCCCUAGACGGCAGGUGUUAUUUCUGAUCGUAGCUGUGGUGAUCGUUGGUAUCGUUGCGAUCUUCGCUGUGGUGCUGUCAGCAUUGUCCCUGGGCCGACCCAACACACCCGUUACCACUAUGGUACAGCUACCGAACGGGAGCUCGAACGGGCCUACAAUAACGUACAUAGGAGUCCCUAGCCCUUACGGUUUCGAGGACCCCAACAAAAUCUGGGUGUUCGCAAUCGGGCACGACGGUACCAACUUGGAAUAUAUAGACAAUCUGGCGGGGACCUUGAGGGGAUUCCAUGUUGACAUUGUCGAGGCUGUUUGCAACGUGGCCAACAAGAACUGCCGCCUGAUGUGGGACAUCUAUGAGAACUGCUAUCGGUCGAAGGCUGGGCAGCGACCACGCCCAGGGCCGGGGCUCGUCAGUCGCUGGUACGAUGGCUGCACUGGUUGGUUUCAAACCUACGAGCGGAUUUCCUCCGUGUCUUUUACCAAGCCUUUUCGCAAGCCUCUGGAGAGCCUUUUCUAUGUCAAGAGGGGCAAUCCAGGAAACUUCAGCAGCCUGAACUUGACUGGCAAGACCAUCGGGUUUGCGGAUGGAGACGCUUCCAAUGAAUUCUGCAUCCAACGAGAGAAGAUUCCGGGAGCAAAUCUUCCAGCAGCUAACAUUCGUCACUAUUCCACCAGAGAGGAAAUCAUCGCAGCGGUCAAUAAUUCUGAGGUGGAUGCGCUGUUCACCAACGAGCAAAUCUUCGAUCUGAAGUCUGAUCUGGACGUGGUGAUGGAUCGAGCCCCUAUCACCACCUGCAUGCUGGCCGGUGCUGGAAUGAUGCUCCGUAAAGAUAGUCUGGUAACCAACUGGUGGGACCCAGCAUUUGACCAGCUCAAGCAGACGUCGGCGUACCGCAAAAUCUGCUCCGAAGUUCUCAUGAGACACAAUCAAUCCGUGCACUCGGUGGACUGUGUUCUCUGAUUCGCCCGCCGUAAGAAGACAAGCAGACGGGGGAAAACACCGUAUUUUCCGCUAGCAAAAAA